GUCGAAUUCCCCCUGCGUUGCGCUGUGCUGCGCCUUCGCGACUCUGUCGCCUUCACUUCAUUCUCACUUCACCUGCUCUGCUCCUUCACCACCCGCGUUAACUACCUCUCCACCGUUUCAUUUUAUUCACCUUUUCAUACAAUCACUUGUUAAUCAAAGCCGCUUCUGAACGCGUGCUCACUUCCAUUUAACCACCAACUACUCUGAGACUUCUUCUCUUCCACCUUGCCAUCGCUGUAACUCUCAGAACAAACCACUGCGGCUACCCUACCUGAACCUUACUCUCACCUCUGCUUGACUUGCGCAAACUCUCUGGCCUCUACAGCAACCACCUUCUUACACGAACUUCUUCCUCGACAUUCUAAUAUCAUCUUUGCCACUCCUUUCCACGAGUCAAGAUGUCUGGCAGACUAGAUCAAUCCCUGGACUCUAUCAUCGAUAGCCAGAAGAAGGCGAAGCGUGAGGUUCGUCGUCGCAAGGUUGGAAAGCCAACCGGCGCAACUGCUCCUGUUGGUGGCGUGAAGAAGUCCCACAAGCCGGCCAAGUCAGCCAUCAAGCCUGCUGCCGGCACCUUGAUUCAAGCAAAGACGAGCAAGAUCGUCGUCAGUGGACUGCCUCACGACGUGAACGAAGCCCAAAUCAAGGAAUACUUCACCAAGUCUGUAGGCAAAGUCAAGAAGGUGUCCUUGCAAUACAAUCAGAAUGGUCAGAGCCGUGGCAUCGCCGACAUCAUUUUUGUCAAGCCAGACUCUGCAGCAAAGGCCGCAAAAGACCUCAACGGAAUGUUGGUUGAUAAGCGACCGAUGAAGAUCGAAGUGGUUGUGGAUGCCAGCCAUGUACCGGAGCCAACUCCUGCGAAAUCUCUGGCAGAUCGUGUUGCCGCCAAUCCCAAAGCACAGCCCAAAUCCGCCACUGCCGACAAGAAGGUCACUGGCAAAGAUGGAGCUAAAGGCCGACCUGCCGGUAGAGCUGGAAAGCCAAAGCGAGGUCGCAACCCUCGACCCAAGCCGAAGACCGCCGAAGAACUCGACGCCGAGAUGACCGACUACUGGGCCGGUAGCAAUCCGUCUGCUGCCCCAGCAGCAUCUACCGAGGCACCCGCCGCGAAUGGUUCCGCUCCCGCAGCCAACGCUGGUGAUGACAUGGGAAUGGACGAGGAGAUUUCUUGAACGCCGCGAAUACCCUUGGGAGGGACGAUGAAGGACCUCCCGGACCAGAAUGCUAAUCAUGUGCCCAAUUUCGAGCUGGGUGAACUGCUGAACUUUCUUUCCCAACCAAGUCGAGUGGCGCAGGUCAACCCAACUUUUCAUCGGCGCUCCAUCCAACUUUGCUGUGUCUGUAUUUCAUUUUCAGGUUGUGCAUCUUCCUUCGUGGAGAGAGAAAGGGUUGCCGAGAUUGCCGAGGGGUGGGAUCGGGUUGGAUUCAGUACAGUGAUGCCAUGGGGGAAAUGGACUGUGUACCUUGAUAUUGCUGGGUUCGGUGGUGGGCUAGAUUCAUAGCUAAGCAUGCAAGUCAUGUACUAGUAUGCCAGAAGACAGGUCCAUGAACAUGCUUGCCAUCACAGAAACAAACAAAUAUGUUCCUACCAGGGCAGUUGUGUGGUGUUGUGCAGCUCAGUUCCAUUAAUUUGUUUACCGUGCAGCUAUGACUGCAUGAUUCAUUGGUUGUUGAAA
Exophiala dermatitidis NIH/UT8656 is the source of this 1673-nucleotide messenger RNA. RefSeq lists its product as uncharacterized. Bases 399 to 1169 code for a protein of 256 amino acids. Gene Ontology annotation, molecular function: mRNA binding. The record is from RefSeq and is a predicted model, not a curated record. The transcript is spliced from 6 exons. Gene Ontology annotation, cellular component: nucleus. Lineage: Eukaryota; Fungi; Ascomycota; Eurotiomycetes; Chaetothyriales; Herpotrichiellaceae. Gene Ontology annotation, biological process: mRNA export from nucleus.